Molecule: messenger RNA, 2767 nt
Organism: Haliotis rufescens (red abalone)
Lineage: Eukaryota; Metazoa; Mollusca; Gastropoda; Lepetellida; Haliotidae
Product: tRNA (guanine(10)-N2)-methyltransferase homolog
Exons: 14
Coding region: 3-1538 (511 amino acids)
Biological process (GO): methylation
Cellular component (GO): cytoplasm
Molecular function (GO): nucleic acid binding
Source: RefSeq, a predicted model, not a curated record
ACAUGGCUGCGCCCAUGAGUAAAAGUGUGCUUUCGGGACCGGGUAAAGGGAUUAGUUCUAAAUUUCUUUUUCACUUUGCCAGUGAACAUAUAGAUUUUAAAAUACCGGAAUUGAAAUCAAUUGUGUCAUUGCUGGGCUUUGACAUCAAGAUAAAUGAAGAGAAGCUUGAAAAAAAAAAUCCUUUUCUGGUUGUUGAGCUGCCGUCAUUGGAACAUGCAAAGCGGAUCAUGAAUCGGACUGUCCUCGUGAAGUCUCUGUACGAGUUGUGGGGACAGGGUUCUAGUAAACAGGAGCUGUACACCAACUUGAGGAAUUACCCCAUGGAACUAAGUAAACCUUAUUUGAUGGAGGACACUACAUUCAAAAUUGUUGUGGAUACCUUUAACAAGAAAAUGUUGCUGAAAGAAAAAGUCCAAAAAAUUGAGGACAUCACUCUGGAGGCUGUCAGCUUCAAGGGCAAGGUCAACUUGAAAGACCCCACCCACACCUUCAGCCUGCUAGAGUACUACGGCCCUGAGGGUUCCCCCCCACCAGACCACCCCUACCUCAUGUUCUUCGGGAGAUGGAUAGCUAAUGGGCAGAGAGACAAGAUACAGGCCUACCACCUACAGAAGAGGCAGUUCAUUGGGAACACCAGCAUGGACGCCUGUCUCUCCCUCAUCAUGGCCAACAUGGGGCUGGUCAAGGAAAACACCUUCGUCUUUGACCCCUUCGUGGGGACAGGGAGUCUGUUGGUGGCGAGCGCCCACUUCGGUGGCUAUGUGAUGGGUACAGACAUCGACUACCUCCUGCUGCAUGCUCGGGGCAAGCCGAGCCGACACAAUCAGACCAAGAGGGAUCCGGGGGAGAGUAUCCGAGCCAACCUUCGUCAGUACGGGUUCGAGAAGGCCUACAUUGAUGUGUUGGUGGGAGACGCUUCCAAGUACAAGAUGUGGAGGCAUCAGGGAAUGUUUGAUGCAAUCAUUACUGAUCCUCCCUAUGGCAUCAGAGAACCAGCCAAGAAGAUCGGCAACAAUGAGAAGGAGAUCCCAGAGGAUGAAAGGGAGAACCACAUCCCACAGCGCACACAGUACCAGCUGUCUGAUAUAUUCAAGGAUCUUCUCAACUUCUCUGCCAAGUUUCUCCGUCUUCACGGUCGUCUCGUCUUCUGGUUCCCCACCAUCAGAACGGAGUACUCUGACGCCAACGUGCCACGCCAUCCGUGCUUCCACCUGGUGGCCAACUCGGAGCAGUGUCUGACGUCUCGCGUGGGCCGCCGACUCAUCACCAUGGAGAAGGUGCAGGAACAACAGGUGGAGGAAGAUGACUUGGGAGCUACGUACGACGUCGACCACUUCGCUGGCGCCUCCUUCCGUGACAGAUACUUCAGGUCUUUAUCUAGAGACUCAUCCCCAAACAGUCCAAGAAAUCACAGGAAAAACAAUAGCAAAGCUGAUGAAGUGUGUGUGGAGAGUAGCACUGACACCCAAACAUUAUCUGUAGAACAGUCUGACAAUGGUGAGACACUGGUAGAACCUGAGAGCAGCACCGGCACAUGACAGACUGGUUGAAGUGUAUGUUCGGUACACUCUCCCUAGGCACAAGGAUAGUUCUGGCAGAUGGAAAGUUGAUGUACCGGCCAGCAUUCUACAAGCAUUUAUUCAACAGGGCAGAUGCCGGGCUGUGGAAUGUAGUGCUGUGAGGAUACAUUUAGUUGUGAUACAAUUAUCUGGAUAGGGAACGAUAAACAUCAAGAUACAUGGAAUCCCAAUGGCACAAAAAGGAAAUGUAUCUACCACCAGUGGGAACUACUUGGGACAAAUCCAAAACAUAUGAUGUGAACCUGCAUCCAGGAAACCAACAAUGGCUUCAUAACUAAUGUGCAAAUCAUUGGAAAACAGCAUUUUACAAUAUUCUCAUUUCAUCGAAACUAAAAUGUGCUCCUUAUAUGUAAAUGUAUCGUUUUGUAUCAUACACCGCCUCACGAUUGAAUACAAUAUGUCAACGCAAACCUUAUCUGAUGGACUGAAUCUGUGAAUCGUUACGAUCCAAAUGAGGCCUUAUAUGUUUGGAGUUGGUUUACAAGACCAAUUGAGAAAUAAAAACUGAAAUUAGGAGUAAAAGAAAAUGACAUUUGACAAAAAUAAUUUUUAAUUACAAUUAAAAAACAUCUGAUUUUAUAGUCGCUGUUUGUAAUAAAUGUGAAUAAUAUACAUAAAUUUAUUCUAGCAAGAAAAAAAAUCCUCUUUUUGGUAUAAUUUAGCAGUGAAACAUCUUUGAUGGUGUGACCUACAAUUUUUUUUUUCAUUCAUUAGUAGCAGUGCUAAUGUGGAAGUUGAAAAGUAUCAUUUCUUUUUCGACCACCAACAUUGUUUUUUAAGCCAGAUGUUUUAUGAGCCAACUUAUAACAAAUAAGAAACCCUUUGGUAUGUAGGGGAAGAAUGGCAUGAUGGCAUGUCACCUUGAGCUUCACUCAGUGUGCACCUUGGGAAAUCAAGCCCAGCUUGAUGACGCAACACUCUAUUAUUAGUCAAUCACGGCCCUAGUGGAAUGGUUACUGCAAGGAAGCUGUGAUAUCACCAUCUGAACAUGUUCCUUUACCUUCACUGGGACAUGAUCUUGAUUGUAGUCAUGGCUGCAUGAUGCCUACAGGUAAAGGUCAGCCGUUUUGUGUCAUUAGAACAAGAGCUUGUUUCUCUUUCAUAAUUAGAAAUAUAUUUAAGAUGUUGAAAUUGUGCAUUAAUAUGUCAAAUGUGUCUGUGAUAUGCCAAAUAAAUAGUCAUCCUUU